Molecule: messenger RNA, 1332 nt
Organism: Closterium sp. NIES-65
Lineage: Eukaryota; Viridiplantae; Streptophyta; Zygnematophyceae; Desmidiales; Closteriaceae
Source: the annotation of a GenBank genome assembly
AUGGCGCGCAAUGAAAGACGGGCAAGGCGGACUACGCCGUGCGAGGCGGACUACGCCGUCUGUUUGUUCUUCGCCGGCUGUCGGAUUCCCGAACACCACGCCGACAACCCGUUGUGGCGCAACAUGGUCAGCGCCUUUAACAACGCACCCCACGGUUACGUCGCGCCGCGACGGAAGUACGUGGGAGGAGCUGGGCUGAAGCAAUGCCGCACGAGCAUCGAAAAGGGGCUUCAGCCAAUCGCCGCGAGGGAUGGCGUCACCGUCUCCUCCGACUUGAUGACUGAUCGGUGCGGGAGGCCGCAGGCGAACGUCAUGCUGGUCAACGAUUCGGGAGCGGUGUUCGUUGAGGCUAUCGACUGCAACAUGGAGUCAAAAACCGGCGGCUACAUCGCGUCUCUCCUCCGCCCCAUCAUCGAGAAAGUGGGGCCCGAAAACGUAGUCGCUCUUUGCAUGGACGGAGGCUCCAACUAUGGGGCCGCCAACAAGGAGCUGAUGGCGGAUUGGCCCCAUAUUGAGUACGUGCCGUGCGCUACGCACGUGCUCGACCUCCUGAUGGAGGACGUGGGCAAGAUCACGUGGUGCAAAGACAUUGUGGAUUUGUGCGGAGACAUGAUCACAUACGUCCGCAACCACCAUUUCACCCGCAACUACCUGAGGAGUAAGAAGGUGAAGAAAGGAAAGGGGAAGCAACUUGUGAAGCCGGUGGGGACCAGGUUCGGCACCAACUACAUCGCCCUCUCCAGGCUCGUCGAGCUGCGGUCCACGCUGUCGCAGAUGGUGCUGAACGAGGAGUUCGCCAACUGGUCGGCGGGGGCUAGGAAGCAGACGGCGGAUACGUUCCGCGGCCAAAUCAUGGACGAUGCAUGGUGGAAGAACGCUACCUACCUGGCGGAGCUCUUGGCGAUUCCAUUCAAGGUGAUGCGGGCCACGGACAGCAGCGCCAAAGGGAUGAUGGGGACUAUCUACGACCUAAUGCUCCAGCUGACCGAGGACGUGAACGACAAGCUGGAAGCGGGGGAGAAGAUUCUGCCGCGGCAGUUGCGACUGACAUUGGGAAGAUUCUGCGGGAAAAGGGGAAUGGGGGUAGAAGUGCAGAUGCGGGGCGACGGGCAGCGGCCCGACGAGAAGUUGCGGGGCGACGGGCGGCGGCCCGACGAGAAGUUGCGGGGCGACGGGCGGCGGCCCGACGAGAAGCUGCGGGGCGACGGGCGGCGGCCCGACGAGAAGCUGCGGGGCGACGGGCGGCGGCCCGACGAGGAGUUGCGGGGCGACGGGCGGCGGCCCGACGAGAAGCUGCGGGGCGACGGGCGACGGCCCGACGAGAAGAGGUGA